This is a messenger RNA of Prorocentrum cordatum, 749 nucleotides long. The record is from the annotation of a GenBank genome assembly. NCBI's taxonomy places the organism in Eukaryota, Dinophyceae, Prorocentrales, Prorocentraceae.
CGGCGCCCUGCGAGGAGAAGGAUGACCAGACCAUGCAGAUUCAGAAAUUGCUGCUGUCGCAGGCGGCUGACAGGCGCCUGAUCACCAAGCUACGGAACAGGGUUGUCAAUCUCCAGGACUCACUCGCGCAGGAGCGCAAGCUUCAUGCGCAGGCUCGCGAGAAGACGAAGUCGGCCUCCCAGCUCCUCCACCGCAUCAAGGUGCUCGUGGGGAAGUCCGAGGCGGCGGCGCCUCCUGCCGCCGAUGGCUCCACCGACAGUCCGUCGCCAGCGAAGGCGGGGAACCCGCCGGCGGCGGGCGCGCCGAUUGUUCCGGCCUUCCACCUCACCGUGCACAAGUCGAGGGUGCCAGUCGUCGUAAGCGAUGACGGGCGCGCCCACGAGAGCGUGGAGAACGUGCAUGGCGCUCGCGACAGGCGGCGCAGACAGAUAUACGCAGCAGAGAAGGCCAAUGGGCGCGAGGAUAAAGAGGCCGCUGCAGCCGCGCUGAGAAGGCAGAAGGCGGAGGGCAUGGUGCAGCGAGGCCAGGCAUGCCCGACCAUUCUGGCGGAGAUUCGCUCGGGCUCUUCGGGCUCUUCGACCGCUUCGAGCAGCCGUGAUGUGCAUUCUCCAUCGCCAAGCAGCGGCACCGAGUCCUUGGAUUGUGAGGUGGCCGAGGGCGAGCCGCCGCUGGAGAAGCCCAGGCCGCCGAAGGAGCCGCGGCGGGUGCUCGGCCAGCAGGGCGCUGCGACCCGCGGGGGCAAGCAGUGA